AUGCUUGCACCAAAUGUGAAGACAGUUGCCGUCAUCCUGGUGAUGAUUGUGCCGUUUGUGUGUGCGUAUGUCGAUAAAGCAGGUAAAUAAAUAUUGCUGCGAAAUCAAACUAAUUUAAGCGAUCAUUUUAUUUUCAAAACAUUUUCGGGUCUAAGGUUGAAGGGGAUAUGUCAUGGCGAGUUCCAGGCUUUGCAAAAUUUAUAACCUGGGCUGGGUUGUUCAAAGCUGGGGAAAUUUGAAUCAGAUAUGAAAGGUUAAAAGGCAAAUUCAGUUUUAAUUUUUUUUGUCUACAAUUUGAUGAUUGGAAUUCGAUGUUCUAAAAAUAAUGGAGAAAAUGGAGAAAAUUACCUGAGAAAAUAAUGGAGAAAAUUACCUGAGAAAUCGGCUUAAAAAUCUACCGGAUUAAACUUUAACCGCCGGGCAAUAGGACUUCGAACAACCUGAGGUAUUGUCAGCCAUCCUUUGUCAUACUUGGAACUCUAGAAGAAAAAUAUCAAAUUUUUCUUGCAAAGAAAGAACAAAGCGUCAUCGGGUUUUGGUCAUUUGUAGACAACAACUUGGCAAACUUUUUCAAUUUUUAAAAUUCUUUCCAAGUUCAAGCAACCUGUUUUUAUCCGGGGUUUCAUCCUGGCUGCAAGUCGAAUACGCAAAAAAUAUUGCUCGAUGGAUGUCAUAUACUUGUUUAAGAGUAUCUGAAAGGAAAAAAAGAGUCUGUUCUUAUUCUAAAAACUGUGCCGAGAAAUAGGCCAAAGUUUUGAAGAGAGUCAAGGGGGUGAGGUUGUUAAGAACUUGACCGAAACAUACAAUUAAAUAAGAGCGUAAAUAGUCCACGUACCUUUCGGCGUCAUCAUAAAGCCACUAUCAAGACUAUCUAAGUAAAAUAUUUUGCGUAUAAAUAUAUCAGUAUAGGAAAAUUACUGAAUUCGGUUUUCGUGGGAUGUGACGAAUUAUGGAGAUCUCGGAGGCUGUAUAAUCCACCUCGGCCGAUAACAUCCUCCUCGAUCUGCAUAAUUGCUCAUAUCAUACUCAACCUCAUUCAUAAUAAAUUAAAUGAUUGUUAAAUAAUCCUAAAAACUCUUUGAUAUGGAAAACUAUACAAUUUUCACCUCUAAGGGACACGGCGAGUAACAUGCUGAUCGUUUUAUAUGCCCCCCUCCUAUACGUCAACCGGAAGUGGACUUUGGGCAAAGGAUUUGCUAAUUUUUUUAGUGAAUCGUCUCUUAGAGCAAAGACACCUAGGAAAACAAAUGUUUUCUCGUCAAGGCAUUUUGAAAGGGAAAAGAUCUCAUUUCCGGAUGAUCUGCGUCGCUCAAAGACGUCUACUGUGAGUUUUCGAUCAAGUUCUGUACUGGCAUUUGUACAUUUCAUCUCACACUAAACUCUCUUUUUUUCCCGAAAGGCAGCAACGCAGGUUUUAUUCGUUGCCCUGACGGAAGACGUUGCGAAGACCGUAAAACAUGCUGUUAUUAUGCACGUCUCCGAAGAUACGCCUGCUGUAAUAGUCCAUUUGCUAAUUGUUGUCAUGGCAGCAUGGACGGAAAGUGUUGUCCAUAUUUUUACAGGUAAGUUUGCUUAAACUAUACAAUACUAUGCGGAGAAACUACUUAACUCUUGGUGGGGAGGGGGUAGUUCUACCCGAAAUGGGUUCCUUUUUUAGGCUUCAGGUAUAUGACAUUGUAUCGCCCCAUGUAAAGGAAUCCAGCGCAGUCUUGGAUUCUGGAUUCCAAUCGUUAGUGGGAUUCCGGAUUCCAUAAGUAAAAUUUUCCCGGAUACUGGAAUCCGAAUUCUCUUAAAUGGGGCGAAAUGGUACGAUUUUUACCAGCGGAAGUAUAUAAAAAGGUAGGGAAAUCCAUACUUUUCACUCUGUAAAAAAGCCCAAAAGGGCAGACAUAUUCAUUUUAUAGCUGUGAUAAAGUCGUGAAAACGUCCUGGUUUUGUGAGUUAUUCAUGCCAGCAUGUGAAAGAGAUACUAUUUGUCAAAGGAAGGUAUAUCGUAUAUAACACGAAAGGGGUACCUUUUCUGCAAAAACGUGGUAAUUAUGUCAAAUGCAGGUGAAUUUUCUUCGAUUUAAAUUCUUGGGGACCGCACUCAAUUUGAGAAAGGAAAAAAAAAAGUCGCUGUGUCUUAACGUACUGCAUAAAUGCCGCAUAAGGAAAUUUCACGCCGUGCUUGUGGAGCCAAGAAACCAAGGAAAUAAAAUGUACCAAAAAGUGUGGUGCACGUGCAAAAUUGUUGCUUUGCUUUUGUUGACGUUCUUGUCAUUGCCAUCGCUGUCUUUGUUGCUUAAGCUCCCCACAUGAACGCCAUUCUCUUUUCAAGGACCAUUUUCGGUUAUAGCGAAAAUUACCUACUCACUGACAAGAGAGACGCCAGUGGGAGAGAAACUGACCGCGUCUGAGCUCAGACAGAUGCAGUAAAAUUUAUCGUCUUACCAAUCACGUUGUCUUUAGGGCUUUAGUCAGACAUUUUACGACGUAGUUGCGGAGGGACCGCAUCGAAAUUGACAGAAUAGCGUGAUGCACGUGCAAAGUUAUUGUUUUGCUUAUUAAUCAUAUAGCUUUUUUGCCGUUCUCGUUGCCGUCGCCGUUGUCGUUGCUUUAACUCCCUAUUGUUGUGAUCCAGAAAUUUAGCUACCAUGGUAACAUGACGUAACACUCCUCAUCCCUAUUGGUUAAUGACCGCAGGUCUGGGAACAAGAACGGGGGAGACUGAAUCAGAGCAUGCGCCAGCCCUAUUGGCUCUAGCAACUCUCUGGCAAAGGAAGCAACUUUCUUCGCUCGCUCCACUUGACUCGGCCAAGAGGCUCACCCUCUCUUCCGGGACAACUAUUCUCCUUAUAAACGGGCCUUAAUUUUUCCUAAUUCCCCGCUAAUAUUGCUAUUCCUUCUUUGCUUUGUAGGUGUGACCAAGCGACAAGAAGGUGCGUUCAGCCGCGUUUUCCAAGUUUAAAUAACAAGACUUCAAUCCGCUUGGAUGCAACUGAAAUUCGUAGUUGUGAGAGAGAAUUACUCCCAGAUCAGCGUCUCGCCUUCGAAUAA
Molecule: messenger RNA, 3039 nt
Organism: Porites evermanni
Lineage: Eukaryota; Metazoa; Cnidaria; Anthozoa; Scleractinia; Poritidae
Source: the annotation of a GenBank genome assembly